AUGACUCCGCAGAAGUGCAUUGCCAUGGUUCAAGGGCAAAGAUACGCGGGCGUCAUCUUCGACACUUGCUAUGGGUCCCAGUCUCUUAAUGCCACAAGUUUUGUACCAGGAGACAGCUGCAGUAUACCUUGUCCCGGUGACGCUCGCCAGAUAUGUGGUGGCAAUGCGGCGGCCUUUAAACCCAAAAGGCUCCGUAUGCGACAUCACUCUCGAGCUCUCAUCCUCCAGCGCGAUGCUCCUGCAAACAUUCUACUCACAAUAUUCCAACUCGUCGUCUUGCCAGCGACGACUGUCGUCGAAUCUGGCACGACCAUUGUGGUACCACCCACCACCAUGGCCGGUCCAGCCGUCAUAAUACCCGUUCCCGGUGUGACGGCAGUCGCGCCGCCGGCCGAUAGAAUCACCCGGGAUGCCUCUACCGCAGUCGUCAUCGCUCCGCCGGCCGAUAGAAUCAUCCAGGAUGCCUCUACCGCAGUCGUCGGCCCCGGCGGGACCGUCACUACAACCAACGGGCAGCCACCCAGCGCUCCAGGCGCGGUAUCAAUACCGAACCCUGUGAGCCCGAACAGUGCCAUCACUUCCGUAGUGACCACCGUAAUCUACAUGAUCGUCGACCCUACGAGACCUACCGCCCUGGUGCCAGUAGAGCUCUGCACCACGCUAUACUUCGAAGAUUGCCGGUGCCCAACCCAAGUAAUCCCUACGCUCCCCAUGGCAACAUAUGUGGCAGACUGCAACAAGUGUGGUGUCAAAGGCCAAAGCAAAGUCACAAUCACCGCCCCAAGUGACCUCGGACCCUACCAUUCGCCAUCCGGUAACAGACUAGAAGGAAGCCUCUACAGCCCCCUAAAGGUACGCAUUCCCCUAGGGCAGAUACUGCCACAACUCUUGUCAACCUUCUAA
Molecule: messenger RNA, 903 nt
Organism: Colletotrichum navitas
Lineage: Eukaryota; Fungi; Ascomycota; Sordariomycetes; Glomerellales; Glomerellaceae
Exons: 4
Coding region: 1-903 (300 amino acids)
Source: RefSeq, a predicted model, not a curated record